This is a messenger RNA of Chaetomium strumarium, 1390 nucleotides long. RefSeq names its product P-loop containing nucleoside triphosphate hydrolase protein. Lineage: Eukaryota; Fungi; Ascomycota; Sordariomycetes; Sordariales; Chaetomiaceae. The record is from RefSeq and is a predicted model, not a curated record. Gene Ontology annotation, cellular component: cytosolic proteasome complex; proteasome regulatory particle, base subcomplex. Gene Ontology annotation, molecular function: ATP binding; ATP hydrolysis activity; proteasome-activating activity. The coding region runs from base 198 to 1373 and encodes 391 amino acids. The transcript has 4 exons. Gene Ontology annotation, biological process: positive regulation of RNA polymerase II transcription preinitiation complex assembly.
CGUCUUGCAUUGCUAGCAACAACCUAAACUCAGCACGGCGACACACUCGGCGACAACACUCGGCGACGGCUCCCAUCUAAUACGACACAGCAGCGACGACACCCCUAGUCAUCACAUUAGUGGACGAAUACUGCGCAAAACGAGUCUCGACUGCAUCGGUCACGAAAUAGACGGUAGAAUCGCAAUCGGUCGCCACCAUGUCAUCAGAUUCAGAGCGCGAGCAGGCCCUUGCCGCGUUCAAGCAGAAGCUGAUCGAGUCGCGGGAAUGGGAAACGAAGCUCAAGAACCUUCGGCUAGAAAUCAAGGAGAUGCAGAAGGAGUUUGACCAGACAGAGGAGAACAUCAAGGCGUUACAAAGCGUCGGUCAGAUUAUCGGCGAAGUGCUGAAGCAGUUGGACGAUGAGAGAUUUAUCGUCAAGGCCUCCUCAGGGCCGCGGUACGUCGUGGGCUGCCGGUCCAAGGUGGACAAGACCAAGCUGAAGCAGGGGACGCGCGUGGCGCUCGACAUGACAACACUCACCAUUAUGCGCAUGCUGCCCCGCGAGGUCGAUCCGCUCGUCUACAACAUGUCGCUCGAGGACCCGGGCCAGGUCAGCUUCGCCGGUAUCGGCGGGCUCAACGACCAGAUUCGCGAGCUAAGAGAGGUGAUCGAACUGCCCCUCAAGAACCCUGAGCUGUUCUUGCGAGUCGGCAUCAAGCCGCCUAAGGGCGUGCUCCUCUACGGCCCGCCCGGCACGGGCAAGACGCUGCUCGCUCGCGCCGUAGCCAGCAGCUUGGAGACAAAUUUCCUCAAGGUCGUCUCCUCAGCCAUCGUGGACAAGUACAUCGGCGAAUCCGCACGCCUCAUCCGCGAGAUGUUCGGCUACGCCAAGGAACACGAGCCGUGCAUCAUCUUCAUGGACGAGAUCGACGCCAUCGGCGGGCGGCGGUUCAGCGAAGGAACAAGUGCCGACCGCGAAAUCCAGCGUACGCUCAUGGAGUUGCUCAACCAGCUCGAUGGCUUCGAUUACCUCGGCAAGACCAAGAUCAUUAUGGCCACCAACCGGCCCGACACGCUGGACCCGGCGCUGCUCCGUGCCGGCCGGCUAGACCGUAAGAUCGAGAUCCCCCUCCCGAACGAGGUUGGGCGGCUGGAGAUUCUCAAGAUCCACGCGGCUAGCGUGGCCAAGGAGGGCGAGAUCGACUUUGAGAGUGUGGUCAAGAUGAGCGAUGGGCUAAAUGGUGCCGACUUGCGGAACGUGGUAACAGAGGCGGGCUUGUUUGCCAUCAAGGCAGACAGAGACGCGAUCAAUCAAGAUGACUUCAACAAGGCUGUGCGGAAGCUGGUCGAGGCGAAGAAGCUGGAGGGUAAGCUGGAGUACCAGAAAUUGUAAAAGGUGUCAUUGUGGAC